Messenger RNA from Pygoscelis adeliae (Adelie penguin), 1458 nucleotides. It is a transcript of the gene DDC, whose product is annotated as dopa decarboxylase (aromatic L-amino acid decarboxylase). Bases 1 to 1458 code for a protein of 485 amino acids. Gene Ontology annotation, molecular function: aromatic-L-amino-acid decarboxylase activity; pyridoxal phosphate binding. The record is from RefSeq and is a predicted model, not a curated record. The transcript is spliced from 13 exons. Lineage: Eukaryota; Metazoa; Chordata; Aves; Sphenisciformes; Spheniscidae. Gene Ontology annotation, biological process: serotonin biosynthetic process; amino acid metabolic process; catecholamine metabolic process.
AUGGAUGCUGCAGAGUUCCGCAAGAGAGGGAAGGAGAUGGUGGACUAUAUUGCAGAUUACCUGGAGAAGAUAGAUAAAAGACAGGUCUUCCCAGAUGUGGAACCAGGAUAUCUAAGGCCCCUCAUUCCGGACUGUGCGCCCCAGGAUCCUGAGAGCUUUGAGGAUGUCUUUAAAGACAUUGAGAAGAUCAUUAUGCCAGGGGUGACUCACUGGCACAGUCCGUACUUUUUUGCCUACUUCCCUGCAGCCUCUUCCUUCCCAGCUCUUCUUGCAGAUAUGUUGUGUGGUGGAAUAGGAUGUGUGGGCUUCUCUUGGGCUGCAAGUCCAGCUUGCACGGAGCUGGAGACUGUCAUGCUGGAUUGGCUAGGGAAGAUGAUUAAUUUGCCUGAAGAGUUUUUAGCUGGGAAGCAUAGCCAAGGUGGAGGAGUCAUUCAGGGAAGUGCAAGUGAGGCCACCCUGAUUUCACUGCUUGCUGCAAGAACAAAAACUAUCAGACAGGUGCAGUCAGAAAAGCCUGAGCUGACAGAAGCAGACAUCAUGGGCAGGCUGGUGGCCUAUGCUUCUGAUCAGGCUCAUUCAUCAGUGGAAAGGGCUGCAUUAAUUGGUGGUGUGAAGAUUAAAAAUGUUUGUUCAGAUGAUACAUUUAGUGUUUGUGGUUCAGCCCUAAAGAAAGUUUUGGAUGAAGACAAAGCUUCUGGUCUUAUCCCAUUCUUUUUCUGUGCGACGCUUGGAACCACACCUUGCUGCUCCUUUGACAAACUGUUAGAACUGGGUCCUAUUUGUAAUAAGGAAAACAUCUGGAUGCAUAUUGAUGCAGCCUAUGCUGGGAGUGCAUUCAUCUGCCCUGAAUUCAGGCAUCUUUUAAACGGAGUGGAGUUUGCAGAUUCAUUUAACUUUAAUCCUCACAAAUGGCUGCUAGUGAAUUUUGACUGCUCUGCUAUGUGGGUGAAAAAAAGAUCAGAUUUAACAGGUGCCUUUAAAUUAGAACCUCUUUACCUGCAGCAUCACCAUCAGGAGUCUGGCCUUGUAACAGAUUAUCGGCACUGGCAAAUCCCCCUGGGGAGGAGGUUCCGCUCCCUGAAGCUCUGGUUCGUGCUGAGGAUGUACGGGGUCACGGGACUGCAGGAGCACAUCCGCAAGCAUGUCAGGCUGUCGCAUCAAUUUGAACAUUUGGUCCUUCAGGAUGAAAGAUUUGAGACCUGCGCUGAGGUUGUCCUGGGACUAGUCUGUUUUCGGCUGAAGGGUUCAAAUGAACUAAAUAAGGCGCUUCUUAAAAGCAUAAAUGAGGCCAAGAAGAUUCAUCUGGUCCCGUGCCACCUGCGAGAGAAGUUUGUGCUACGUUUUGCUAUUUGUUCCCGCACAGUGGAAUCCACCCACAUCAAGUUUGCCUGGCAGCACAUCUCACAGCUAGCAACUGAUCUUCUGAAAACAUGGGAGCAAAAGCACCACCAGCAGUAA